Messenger RNA from Onychomys torridus (southern grasshopper mouse), 1904 nucleotides. It is a transcript of the gene Clnk, whose product is annotated as cytokine dependent hematopoietic cell linker. Lineage: Eukaryota; Metazoa; Chordata; Mammalia; Rodentia; Cricetidae. The record is from RefSeq and is a predicted model, not a curated record. The transcript is spliced from 21 exons. Gene Ontology annotation, biological process: cell surface receptor protein tyrosine kinase signaling pathway; intracellular signal transduction. The coding region runs from base 1 to 1860 and encodes 619 amino acids.
AUGAUCUAUAAGGAGCAGGAGGGCACAGGACUGGUGACGGUGCCUGGCUGGAGAACACAGGCUAGCUGGCAACAGCACCUGGUUCAGCAGCACUUUCUUAGCAGUGCAGUGAGGGGCAGCUGGAUCAGCCCUGACCCACACAAGCUCUUCAAGAGGAAGUCUGCCAGGAAAGUUGACAAGGACCAGAGCAUCUCACCAGAACAAGGACUGAGGGACCCCGUGGAAAGAACCAAGAAGCAUCUGGCACUUGGAGGAGUUUCUAGCAACUAUUAUGGUGAUUAUUUCAGGGGACCUGGCAGCACAGACACAGCCUACCACAGUAAUCACACUGGCAUCUCACAUAAAAUGGCCGGAGCUGACACAGUAAAGCAGCUAGACAUGUGCCUGGCUGAAGUCGCUGUCCCCACAGUUGCUCAACAGGCUUCUGUCGAGCCCACAGCCGAGGUCCAUGCUCUUCUCUUCCUAGAUGAGCAGAGGGCCUCAAGGGGCGAAGAAGAAGACAACUGUGAUGGUGACUUGGAUUGGAAAUGCAAAGAGAAUGUUGGAGAGAUGGGCGACAAAGGGACAACAAAAGAAGGAUUCGGUGAUUUGAGAUUCCAGAACUUCUCUCUGCUGAAAAAUAGGUCAUGGCCACGCCUCAGCAGUACCAAAGGCCAGUGUCGAGCGGUUCUCGAACCUCUUCCGGAUCAUAAAAGGAACUUGGCUGCAGUACUGGAUGGAGGAAAAUGCCACAGUGAUGAUGACUAUGAAGAUCCUGAGCUCCAGUUGCUAAAGGCAUGGCCGUCGAUGAAAAUUUUACCUGCCAGACCUAUACAGGAAUCAGAAUAUGCAGAUACACGCUACUUCAAAGAUAUGAUGGAGGCUCCCCUUCUGUUACCUCCCAAGGCUUCUGGUCCCAUUGGGAAGCAAAUCUGGAAUAUAGGGAUGAAGCGACAGGAAGAAGUCUUUUACAGGGACAAGCCCAUCUCCAAGGAUGCCAGAAGCCAACGCUUUAAAGGAUUCAAAUACACAGAGGUGAACAAGAUUCCUGUGCCACCUCCACGGCCCGCCAUCACCCUCCCCAAGAAGUAUCAACCCUUACCUCCUGCACCACCAGAGAUCAGUGCACACUUUCUUCCAAGACAUAUCAUUCCAGAAGUCCAGAGGGGGCUCAGGCAGACCAGCUCAAAAGACUUUGGUAAGGUCCUUGGAGCAGAAGAAGGAUCAUAUCACCAGACAAAGCCAGGACCUUCUCACCCAUCACAAAACCAAAAUACUCAGAAGAGUCCACCUGACAUCGCCAGCUCUUCCUACAUGCCAGCAAAGCACACUGUACACGUCAGAGACCAUACAGGCACCAUGCAACGCUGUCCUCAGAGAUGCCAAGCUGCAGCCAGCCACAGCCCUCAUGAUCGUGUGCUGCCCUAUGAAAACACAAAUACCAAGAAACCUGUCCCCACCAAGCCUGAUGAAAAGGAUGUCCGGCAGAAUGAAUGGUACAUUGGAGAAUACAGUCGCCAGGCAGUAGAAGAGGUGCUGAGAAGAGAGAACAAGGAUGGUACCUUUUUGGUCCGAGAUUGUUCCACAAAAUCCAAGGCAGAACCCUAUGUUUUGAUGGUGUUUUAUGGAAACAAAGUCUACAAUGUGAAAAUUCGUUUCCUAGAGAGCAAUCAGCAGUAUGCUCUGGGGACAGGACUCAGAGGAAAUGAGAUGUUUGAUUCUGUGGAAGACAUCAUCGAACACUACAAGUAUUUCCCCAUUAUACUAAUAGAUGGGAAAGACAAGGCUGGUGUGCACAGGGAACAAUGCUACCUCACCCAGCCACUGUCUUUCAGCAGGCGCUUCCUGACUCAGGACUCUAGCCAGGCACUUCAUGAGUAAGCAGCCCAGCCAGUUAUUUCCACAUUAGCAUCCUGGACCUUAUC